Molecule: messenger RNA, 1905 nt
Organism: Trypanosoma brucei brucei TREU927
Lineage: Eukaryota; Euglenozoa; Kinetoplastea; Trypanosomatida; Trypanosomatidae
Exons: 1
Coding region: 1-1905 (634 amino acids)
Source: RefSeq, a predicted model, not a curated record
AUGAGCGCCCGGGAAAGUGAGUCCAGGGAUGGGGUGUCAUGCGUUAGCUCCGUUAUUGAAGAAGAAACAACUUCCCCCUGGCGUCACAAUGAGAUUGAGCGGUACCUUCCCUACACGAUUGGUAGGGAGACGGCGUACGUGGCCCUCGCUUCGCCGGAUACGGUAUCACCUGAAACAUCUAUUUCUGGACAUUGUUCUACGUUUGCAAGGGCUACAAGCGAGGCUGAUGGCCGCCAUGGAGUCAUUAGCGAUGUUUAUUGUGGCGAUGGCGGUGGUGGUAGCGGCAGAACUGGUGGUUGCGAUGUCGACAGGAUCAGUUAUGUCAACGAUUGUGAUGGAGCCGAAUACAGUAGGGUGAAGACAUCAAGUGUCACACCAGUAGCUGAUAGCGUUCGUUCAAUGGAAUAUGGGGUUGGUUACGGGUCGCCAUUGCUUCAUGAUACUCAGGAACUGAGGGUGAGUUGGUGUUAUCAGCGGGACGACAGAGCCGCGGGGGGGGACUUCACACCGGCUUUUACUGUCAGUCCGGUGAUCACUCCGUGGCAGCACCCUGGAAAUGGGCGAAAAGAAAGGGACGUGGUCAAAAGUGCACCAUUGCCACCGAAUUGUUGCUGGUUGUGGCCCGACAUCCGAGAAGAGAAGGACGGUUCUUCUUCGUAUGAUGUGGGGUGGCGGGGGCUGAAGGUCACCGAAGGGGUCCCUCGGGUUAACUACACAGAUGGUGUGCCUGACUACUUGGAGCCACUGUUAUUUCGCGACCACUUACCUAAAAACAGUCUGAAAGGCACUGAGGGCCCUGCCGAGGGUCCGACACCUCGCACCCCUGGGAAGAAAGUAAAAAGGGUCCGAUUCUCAGAGACAGUUGUUGGGUCUGUGUCGUUUGUGGAAACCCACAAUGAAAUUCAAGUGAUAGUAGAGUCCCACUACCCAUGGCUGGCGCUGGCAGGCUUGUUCAUUGCUGUUACCUUGUUUGUGCUUCAUUGGGGUGUAAUCGCUGUUAUUGCAGGCCCAAGGGAGGGGAUAGAACGCAUUACUGCCGUGUCGCUCGUAGACUUCGUGUCCAGCGGACUUGCUUCGUUGAUCAUGUUGCUUUUUUUAGCACUGCUGUGGCGCCCAGGCCGUGAGGAGGUAGAUGUGAUAAGUAGCUGCAGCGGUAUUUCGCGUGUUAUGUGUGUCGCUUUUUGCGGUGCGCUUGCCACUUUGUCACUUGUUUGCAUGUUUAUGUUUACUAACAGUGCGGUUGGUUUCGUCUGUUUCUGUUGCUGCCCUUUUGUUGGAACUCACCUCUAUGAGGUGCUCAAGCUACACAAUGUUCCACUUUUGAGUACUAUGGCUUCCAUUCUCAUCGUGUGGGCCUUUGCUGCACUCGUCAUUGGGUGUUUUGUUGAAGGUGACGACGUGACUUUUAGAUGUCUUUGGCCCGUUGCCAUAGCAAUCAGCGGUGGCGCUGCUAUGUGCGUUUAUCUCUUUCAGUUUCGAAGUGUGGGAAGGGAGGUGAGUGGCCUGUUUCUUUCUUUUGUUACUCUCGUCACGGUAACGCUGAUGCUGGCUUUAGCAUCCUAUGCCUCUGGUGGCUUCUCACUACCGACGCAGUCCACCCAAUCUUCACUCUUUGUGUUAGUUAUGACGGACUUUUCCUCGGUUCUCUUUAGCGUGUUCUUUUUGGUUUUAUAUCAUUUGAUUUAUCACUGUAGUUCCCCCUUCUUUAGCCGGCUUUGUGUCCCGGGUAGUUUUGUUUUCGGUGGUGCAAUUUCUUUGCUAAUUUCCCGUCUUCUGCUCGAUUCUGUCGUGUUUUGGCCGCUUGAGGCAACCGGCAGUAUCCUCAUGAUGGCGGGGAGCGCAUUGAUUUUCGUCGCUGAGUACCACCAGUGGCAAAGCGCCGGGGCGAUUGCGGGUGUUGAAUGA